GCCUUGACCGUUGAUUCACCCGCCUUGCCACCUCCCCUGGGCCCGCCCGCCCGACAUGACGAUGGAUUUGGCAGAACCCGUUGUUCUGGACCAGGCACGACACAUCCGAUACUGGCGGCGAUGUCUCAAGACAUUGCUCCCUCACCACUAUACGGGCAACGAAAGCAAUCGCAUGUAUCUCGCCUUUUUCAUCCUCUCGGCCUUGGAUUUGCUGGACGCAUUCGAACAAGUCACGAAUCCCCAGGAACAAAAAGACUACAUUGAUUGGAUCUACCAUUGUCAGCACCCGGCUGGGGGGUUUCGGAUGUGGCCUGGUACCGAUUUUGGUCCGUUACGCAAUGAGGAGAAUGCGAAAUGGGACCCGGCCAAUGUGCCAGCGACAUUCUUUGCGCUCUCUGCGCUGCUGGCCGCGGGCGAUGAUCUGGAGAGAGUACGGAGGAAAGAGACACUGAUCUGGAUACGUCAGAUGCAACGACCAGAUGGAUCUUUUGGCGAAACUCUUGUCGAUGGCGAAAUUCAUGGUGGCAUGGACCCGAGAUAUGGAUAUUGCGCGGCGGGGGUUCGAUAUAUCCUGCGUGGCCAGGAGACGGGGACGGUUCAGGUUGGCGGGGUCGCGGUGGAAGAUAUUGAUGUUGAUGGAUUUGUGCGAUGCAUUCGACUGGCUGAAUCUUACGACGGCGGCAUUGCAGAUUAUGCCUACCACGAGCCACACGCCGGCUACGAAUACUGCUCUCUGGGCGCAUUGAACUUUCUCGGCCGCCUUGCCACUCCCACCAGCGGCAAGACAACAGUGGACAACGACGCGCCGAUCCGAGCACCUUCCGACCCCGACGCAACCAUCCGCUGGCUGGUCGAGCGCCAAACCGACCUCGAAGACAUUGAAGAAGAACUCGAAUUCUCCGAAGAAGAGGCACCAGCACCAGCACCAGCACCAGCUCCAUCCUCCACCUCCUCCACAUCCACGGACCAACCUCCCGCGCCCAAAAAACCCAAAACCGACCCUUCCCCCUCAGAUUCCCAGCAAAUCCCCUCCUCCUCCUCCACCACCACCAACCCCCUCCACCAAAGCCCCGACCGCUCCACCCUCCUCCCCAACACAGGCUUCAUGACCCUCUCGCCACCCGACGCAGGCAUGAAUGGACGCACAAACAAAGUCGCCGACACCUGCUACGCGUGGUGGACAGGAGCCAGUUUCCAUUUAAUGCACGCUUCGCACUUGUACUGCCACAGCCGACUUCGACGCUAUCUAUUGGAGAAGACGCAACAUCCGACGUUGGGAGGCUUUGGGAAAUUUCCGGGCGAUUUGCCGGAUUUGUAUCAUAGUUAUUUGGGGUUGGCGGCGUUGGGGUUGUUGGAUGGUGGGGAAGGGGGCGUGCAGAGGGUGGAUCCGGGGUUGUGUGUGAGUCGGAGGGCGAGUGGGAGGUUAAAGGGGAUUUGGGAGGGGUGGAAGGAGAGGGAGAGGGGGGAAGAAGGAAUGAAAUGAAUGAACUGUGAUGAUGAAAA
Molecule: messenger RNA, 1503 nt
Organism: Sphaerulina musiva SO2202
Lineage: Eukaryota; Fungi; Ascomycota; Dothideomycetes; Mycosphaerellales; Mycosphaerellaceae
Product: terpenoid cyclases/Protein prenyltransferase
Exons: 3
Coding region: 56-1483 (475 amino acids)
Biological process (GO): protein geranylgeranylation
Cellular component (GO): CAAX-protein geranylgeranyltransferase complex
Molecular function (GO): CAAX-protein geranylgeranyltransferase activity
Source: RefSeq, a predicted model, not a curated record